AUGAGCGAGACAAAUGCACAGUCACAUUCCACAGCAGCUUCAGGGUUCCUUGAAGAGGAAGUGGUUGUAAAUGUACCUCCUGGACACAAUAAGAUGUCUAAUGGUAUAUCUGAACAUUCUUUUCUUGAUUUUAAGAAGUUGAGAGCAAAUGAGAGGAUACCAUUGGGACAGAAUAUUUUUCAUACUAUUGACGGUCUACCACAAACUGGUCCUGCAGCCAUGUCCGUUGAUCAAGGAUUACACCCAAAGAAUAACAAUCCAAUAAACAAUAGUAAUUGUGAUGCCAAUGACUUGUUUAAUUAUUUAAAAGAUAUCAAGAAGGAGCCUGGUGAAAAUAUGUCAUGUAGUAAUCACUUAGAUGGUCCACAAUCUUAUGAGAACAUGGUCAAAUAUGUGGAUGAUUUUGGUGAGCAACUCAUGGACCCUGAUCUUCAAGAACUGUUUAAUGAACUCACUUACAUCUCAGUUCCACCCAUGACUGAUUCUGAAUUGCAAAACAUGAUAAAUAUAACAAUAAAACAAGAUGACUCUUUCAACAUAGACAUUUGUCAACAAAACCAGAGGAAUAUGUCUACAUCUUUAUCCAUGGAUAAAAUAGUCAUUAAAAGUGAAUAUCCACAAAGCAUCAAUUCUACACGUGUUGGUUCUCCACUUAUGAGACCUUCUUCUACAGGACCACCUUAUUCAAUGUCUAAUGGCCUUUCAUCUAAUACUACAAUAUACCAGUCUCAAACGCAGGUCUCUUCUGGUGUAAAUAGAACUUUGAGCAGUUGGCAGGAACUGUCUCAUGCCCAACAGUUAAAACAAAUUGCAGCUAACAGACAACACCAUUCAUUACGUUUGCAGCAACAACAGAUACAGUCUUCUAGUUGGCCCAAUAUGUCACCUACAAGGCCUUUAACAGGACCAUUUGGUCAUGAGAAAGUUCCAAGCCCUUUUAGGCAGCGAGCAAUUAAGUCCUCACAGUACAACUGGACCUGUAAAUGGAAGUCAACCAAAAGUAACUACAGCAACAAGCCUCAGCAACUGUUCAACAACAGCAUGAACCAGCACAACAGAGCAAUCAUUAUCCAGCCAGCCACUACAAAGACAAGCAGCAUUUCAGCAAAAGAUUAUUGGUCAGAAAAUGCAACAAAUUUCAGCGACUCUCAUUAUCCUGCAGUACAACCAGCAACAGGGCCUCACGGGUUUGCUGUGCAAUCACAGCUCACCCGAUUGUGGCAUAGAACUGAAUGUAGCGCACUCCCAGCUUUACACAGCACGAAAGAGCACUACAUUCAGGAAUGGAAAGGCCUUAUUAGUAAUAACCUGCCUCUCCCAUGUGUUAGGAAGUUACCCAUCAAUGGUUUAGGCUUUAGAGGGUUUCCUGUAGGGCAGUGGAAAGAGCAGCACUCUACUGCAAAUCAAGUAACUUCCAACAACACAAAUCGCAGCUCUUGCACAAGUCCGAGCACUGGAAGCAGUUAUGGCUCUCAACAGUCCUUGUUAAAUCAGCAACUGAUGGAGAAAACAAAUAUAAUGCAGAGGCAGAUGAUAGAACACAAGCAGCAGCUAGCUUUACAGCAGCAGAUGUUGGCAGCAACGGAGAAAAGCAACACUCAGGAUCAACUCAGCAGACAUUUGACAAGACCACCACCCGAUUACAAGGACCAGAGAAGAAGCACAGUCAGCCUGCAGCAAUCAAGUCAAUAUAGCAGUGGUUUGCCAACUGUAGGUGUGAGCUCCAACCCACCUAUUUCAAAUUCUGUCUCGCCACAUAAUUCAGUCAAUUCGCCAUCAAACCUUGCUUCUAGAAUGGCUUCACUUCAGGGAGCUCAAAACGUAUAUGGUAAUAUUCCUUGCCCUCAACAAGCAAUGUAUAAUGUGAAUCCCGAUGUGAACCAAAUGCAGCAAACCAGUCCAAAUCAAAAUGGAGCAGCUCAGAAUAAUAACAUUUUACCAUGCCAAUCAAAUGUUGCACAUGGAAAAAAUCGGCCAACUUUUUCGUCAGGAUCUGGAAUGAAUCCUCCACCAUUCAGACCUAAUGCAAGCCAGGGAUUAAAUAUGUCAGGUCAAAGACCAUCAAACAUUGUAAUGAACUCUCCUUCUCCACAAAACUGGGUUCCACCAGAUGCGAAAAAGCAUGAUACAAUUUGUUUCCCCAACAAUAAUCAAUUUUCUAAUGCAUCUUUUCAGGGUAUGCUGAGUAACCAGCAUUUUUCUCAACGUGCUCCUUCCAGUCAACUAUCACAAGGUGAACAAAUAAAAACUGUAUCUCAAAUGAGCCAGUCAACAAGUGGGAAGACAAUGGAAUCAAUAAGAUCCUUCAACAUUGGACAGACUCAAAUGAGACCACCAGUUUUGCCUAACCAAGCUGGUGGCUCCAUGACCCCAAAUACAUUUACAUCUUCCAAUCAGGUUUCUCCAACUUUUUCAGGUACCGAUACUAAUAAUGAUUUGGGUUCCUUUGAUUUCCUUUCACAAAAUAACGGAUUAGGGUCAGCCCUUAGCGGUGACUCUGAUUUUAUUGAUGCAUUACUCAAAACGGGUAAUAAUAAUGAUGAUUGGAUGAAAGACAUCAACUUAGAUGAAAUUUUCAGAAACCAUUCCUGAAAUCUGAUUGGGAAGAUGUAUCUAAGUUUCUGGAAUAAUGAAGUACUAAAUGCCUUCUUCAAAACUAUAUCAUUACCAUGCAUUAUCAGACUAAUUCUUUUUUUUAUUUACACCAAUGCUAUUUAAGGUAUUUUACCUUGCACAUUUUCAAUAUGGGUUUUUUAUUUACUCAGUAAUGACAAAUAGCUAAGUAGUACAGUUUGUUUGUCCUGUAAGCUUUUACUGCAAGAUCCAACAGAACUAUACGCACCCUUUCUGAAUACAAAAAAAGGAAAAGAAAUUAGAAAUGUUUUCUAAAUUUUCUGAUAAGAAGGCAAGACAAACAGUAUCUAAAGAAAUGCAAAAUGUAUUAAUUUUACUUGGCCCGUAGCAGUGCAUUUUGGAAUAUAAUUUAUUUAUUGUGUAUAUUGAUAUGUAUAAUGAGACUUGCAGUAUCAGUAAGGGAGGUAAACAAGAAGGCUCCUGGGUAUAGCUGUAGUUUUCUCACAGUUCAGUGAAGUAGGUAUAAAUCCUUUUAAAGGACACAAAAGUAUUUUUUCUUCAUUUGGUGCAUCACAAAUGCAUAAUGUUUUUUUGUUUGUUUACGUAAAUAGGUUGUUCUUUUACAAGAUUUUUUUCUGCUUUUGAGGUAUGUCGCUAUGUCUACCAAUAAAGCAUUAGGAGAACUGCAAAGCAGCCAUUGAGCAAUCAAGCCAUCAUGUGGCCAAGUUACUGCCCUUUUUAACCUCAAAAUCAAAAUAAAAAGCUUUAACUUAAACCUUUUCAUGCAAUAAUAUUCUAACAUUUAAAUAAUCCUUUUAAUAUGCUUGGUAUGUUUUGUGUUUACAGUUCUCUGUCCCUAUAAUUCUAUGUGGCUCACAGAUCGAUAUUACUGUGCUUGCUAAGUUGUUUUAAAAGUUAAAGGACCAGUAAACACAGUAGAUUCGCAUAAUCAAGAAAUGCAAGAUAACAAGACAAUGCAAUAGCAUUUACUCUGAAUUUCAAAUAAGUAGUAGAUUUUUUUCUAACAAAUUUCAAAGUUAUGUAUAUUUCCACUCCCCUUGUACCAUGUGAUAGCAAUCAGCCAAUCACAAAUGCAUAUACUUAUAGUCUGUGAAUUCUUGCACAUGCUCAGUAGGAGCUGGUGACUCAAAAAGUGUAAAUAUAAAAGAAUGUGCAUAUUAUUUUAAAUGGAAGUAAAUUGGAAAGUUGUUUAAAAUGACAUGCUGUAUCUGAAUCAUGAAAAUUUUAUUUGACCUGAGUGUCCCUUUAAGACCAGCUGUCUUGUAGGGUUGCCAGGUGUCCGGUAUUCAGCAGCACAGUCCAGUGUUUUAGCAGGCUGUACAGUAAAAUCUUCACUUAAAAGGACAGUAUUCACCAAAAGUGUUAUUGUUUGAAAAUAUAGAUAAUGCCUUUACUACCCAUUCCCCACCUUUACACAAUCAACAUUGUUAUAUUAAUAUAUUUUAUAACAUUUAAACCUCUAAAUUUCUGCCGGUUUCUAGGCCACUAUAAACUGACUCUUAUCUCAUGCAUUUUUAUUAGCUUUUCACAACAAGACACUGCUAAUUCAUGUAUGCCAUAUAGAUAACAUUGUGUUCACUCAUGUAGAGUUGUACAUGACUCAGCACUAAUUGGCUAAAAUGCAAGUUAAUAGAAGAUAAAUAAAUAGCCUUGAGAUAAGGGGCUGUCUGCAGAGGCUUAGGUACAAGGUAAUCACAGAGGUAAAAAAGUAUAUUAAUAUAACCGUGUUAGCUGUGCAAAACUAUGGAAUGGGUAAUAAAGGGAUUAUUUAUCUUUUUAAACAAUAAAACUUUGCAGUUGACUGUCCCUUUAAAUGUCCAGUAUUUUAAAGUCUCUGAGUGUUGGUUAAAUCUAAAAGGUCUCCUAUAUCUCAAAGCAUUACAACUAUGGGACAGAAAGAAGUGUGGCGCAAUCAAGGGGCCAAAUCACUUCUGUUUACGUGCGUUACUGUCAGCCAAAGAGGUCAAAUUCAAUUUUCAAAGACAGAAUAAAAAAAACAUAAAGGGUACUUUAUGAUUUAAAGAAACAUGUCUUCUCAAUACAUACACCUACGCAGUAAAGCAAUUUAGGCAUUUCAAUAUACUCAAAAAUAAAUAUUUAUUGUCAAAAUACAAUAAUUAUAAUUCAAUAUUUAGUCUCAUUCCCCCAACAUUAAAGGGACAGUCUACACCAGAAUUGUUAUUGUUUUAAAAGAUAGAUAAUCCCUUUAUUACCCAUUUCCCAGUUUUGCAUAACCAACACAGUUAUAAUAAUAUACUUUUAACCUCUGUGAUUAUCUUGUAUCUAAGCCUCUGCAAACUGCCCCUUUUUUCAGUUCUUUUGACUGACUUGCAGUCUAGCCAAUCAGUGCCUGCUCCUAGAUAACAUCUCGUGCACAAGCACAGUGUUAUCUAUAUGAAAUACGUGAACUAACACCCUCUAGUGGUGAAAAACUGUUAAAAUGCAAUCUGAAAGAAGUGGGCUUCAAGGUCUAAGAAAUUAGCAUAUGUACCUCCUAGGUUAAGCUUUCAACUAUGAAUACCAAGAGAACAAAGCUAAAUUGGUGAUAAAAGUAAAUUGGAAAAUUGUUUAAAAUUACAUGCUCUAUCUGAAUCAUGAAAGUUUAUUUUGGCCUAGACUGUCCCUUUAAGCCUACCUUCAAGAAAGAGAAUUGUGCAGUCCUAAUUAUUAGGGGAUAACAGAAAUCCCUCCCAAAUGAACCGUAAAGAAUAAAAUUGGUCUAUACAAUUAGUUUGCUGAAAGUGAUACUUUUCUAGGGAUAUCAUUAAAUAAGCAAUUGCUUAAUCAGUGUAAACGCUCAUUUCUAUCCAUCCAUAACUACUCACAGAAAUAACAUAAACUAUAUCCAAGAGGUUUUUUUAAGGAGUAGGUCCUUAGACUGUAAAACAAGGCAAUAUGACACUAAGGGCUAGAUUACUAAUGGAGCGCUAACAGUUGUGCGUAAGCGAAAAGAGGUUUAUCACAGUUGUUUGCACAAGUCACUUUUUCCUUCACAUUAGUAUUUUGCUAAAGCCCCUGUCUUCUCACUUUGCUUUUUUAUCUGGGUUUAUUUUCCCGAUUCCUUUACACUAUGGUCCCCCUAUAUGUUCCUCCUUGCCCUCAUUUUGUUAAAUAAUGAAACCCCUCCUAUAUAUACAGUAUGAUGCAUCUGUGAGUGCUGUCCCAUAUCAGUCUUGUAGAAAUUUGAUGAACCCUUCCCUGGUUUCAAGAUUACCUGUUUAUACUUGUUAUACCAACUGUAUUGGAAUAUCCUUUAUUCAUAAUUAUAAUACAACUUAAAGGGACACUGAACCCAAAUUUUUUCUUUUGUGAUUCAGAUAGAGCAUAACAUUUUACUUUCUAAUUUACUCCUAUUAUCAAAUGUUCUUUAUUCACUUUGUAUCUUUAUUUGAAAUGCAAGAAUGUAAGUUUAGAUGCCGGCCCAUUUUUGGUGAACAACCUGGGUUGUCCUUGCUGAUUGGUGUUCAAAUUCAUCUAUCAAUAAAAAAGUGCUGUCCAGAGUCCUGAACCAAGAAAAAAAGUUUAUAGGCCUUCUUUUUCAAAUAAAGAUAGCAAGAGAACGAAGAAAAAUUGAUAAUAGGAGUAAAUUAGAAAGUUGCUUACAAUUGCAUGCUCUAUCUGAAUCACAAAAGAAAAACAUUGGGUUCAGUGUCCCUUUAAUAAUAAUCCAUUUACAUGAUUUAAUUCAAUAACAAAUAUAGUGCUUUUUGGUUGCAAUAUAAUUAUUCCUGAACUUGGUGUAUAUUAUACUAUAAGAAUAUUUAAAUUGCAUAGGCUUUUUCGUGCGGUGUCCAAGUUUCAGCCAGUUCCAAGCCAUUGGAAAACCUGCAUAUUGUAUAUUUUUUUGAGUAGCUGCAUACUAAGUAACCUUCACUAAUAUUUUGCAUUGAUAGAAUUUAAGAGCGUUAUUCCAGUCCAUCAUAAAACAGAUUUUUAGCAGCAACGUUUUUGGACUGAUUUAUUUUAACAGUCUUGAGCCUUUGAAAACUCACAGAAGUCAAAGUGAAAUGUUAUGAUUCAGAUAGUGCCUACAAUUUAAAAAUAAAUCCAUUUCAAAUUGAUCAUUUUCUCUUGGUAUCCUUUGUUGAAGCUAUUGUGCAUACCUUAGUAUGCUUUCAUGGAAAAGUGCUAUAUUUCAACUAAAGAUACCAAGAAAAACAGAUACAUUUGAUAACAUAAGUAGAUUACAAAGAUUUUGUUAUGACUAUCCUAUCUGAAUCACCAUUUACUAAUAAAAUACACUAGCAAAUUAGAGUGUUUUAUUACACUCACCACUUAAACAUAACAAUUAACACCAAAAGCCACCUGCUUUACACUCAUUUCACUAUUACAUUGUAUAGCAUUAAAGGGACAUUAAACACUUUGAGGUGGUAAUAUAAAAUGAUAAAUCAUAUGUAUAAAAAAACUCUGCAAUAUACUUUCAUUAUUUAUUUUGUCCACUUUUCCUGUAAUUCCAUUCUAAAAUUGUGAGUUUUUCAGUUCUUGUUAGAAAUGGAAGCGCAGGACACUGUUAUAUGUCACACAGCCACUCUAGUUAUUUAUAACUGUCCCUAAUUGGCCACAGUGGAGACGGUAACCUAAUUAACAACAUGGCAACUCCAAUUGUUUUAUAGACACUAAAACUUUACACUUAAUUUGUCAAUAUAUAAACAGCUAAUAAAACACAUCUCAGACUAAUCUUUUCUUUAAAUGCAUCAUUCUAUCUAGCAUUUAUUUAGUGUUUAAUGUCUCUUUAAAGGGACAGUAAAGUAAAAAUUUUACUUUUGUGAUUCAGAUAGGACAUGCUGUUUUAACCAACUUUCCAAUUCGCUUCUCUUUAUAAAUUUGCUUCAUUCUUUGUUUAAGAGUAUACCUAGGUAUGCUCAGAAGCAGAAAUUCAUUACUGGAAGCUAACUGGUGAUUGGUGGCUUCACUUAUAUGCUUUUCUUCAUUGGCUCAUGCAUUGCUUCUCUGGAGCUGAUUUUUCAAUAAAGGAUACAGAGAGGACAAAGCUAAUUUAAUUAUAGAACAUGCUAUUUUUAAGAGUUUUCCAAUGUACUUUUAUCUGAAUCAUGAAAGUUAAAUUUUGACUUUACAGUAAAUUUAAGCACAAAGCACUGCCAUCUGGUGAUUUCUGUGAAUUACAGCUGCUAUUAAAUAUUUAGGCUUAUUUUUGCUGGCCAAAAUUAAUUCAUCUACAAUAAUGCUUGUGUCUGGCAAAGCCUCUUUGUUAGAAUUCUGAAUCUAUUUCAUUUUAUUCAUUCGUUUUUAAUAAUAAUUAUUAAAUGAAUAUUGUUCGUUAAAUUGCGUAUGAUAAAACAUCUGUCAUUGUCAUCAGCUUGAGUAGUCAUUGACAUUAAUAUUACAACCCUAAAAUAAGGUAGAACAGAUAAUUGAUGUAUAUAUUUCUUGCACAUGUUUUAUUAUUAUUAUUUUUUAUUAUUAUUAUUUUUUAUUAUUAUUUUUUUUGGGGGGGGUGCCUUCUCCCUUAUUUCUAAAUGUUAAAAGCUUUUGUUUUGCAAACUUUUUGUAAUUUUUUUUUUGUUAAAAUAGUAUUUAUAAGUAUGUUAUCAAACAUAAGUUAUAUAUACACUUAUUGGUUCACCUUUCAUAUGCAAAAGAAAUUAUAUCAUAUUUAGAAGCCAUGUAAAUUUAGUUCUGUUUUUAGAUCUUAAGGUCCUAAAUUUUUUUUUUUUUUUUUUGCAUCUUUGUAUUUCAGAAAACAUACUUGUUUUUGAUAUGUUAUUUGCAAGUGCCAAGUUAGUUUUUUCAACAAUAAUACACUAUUGUAUCAAUAACAUUUAAACCUCUUACUUUAUUUUUUUACAUUUUCUAUGUUUGUAAAUACUGUUCUUACAAAAAAAAAGUAUUGAACCCUUUGAUAUUAACACAAAUACCUUUAAUACACAUAUAAUACAAAAUUAUUCAUUGUUAAGCCUUAAUUAUACUUUCCUAUUUUAAUUACUAUUUAUUCAUAUGUUUCAUAAAAAAAAUAAAACUGUAUUUGACAGACA
Molecule: messenger RNA, 8588 nt
Organism: Bombina bombina (fire-bellied toad)
Lineage: Eukaryota; Metazoa; Chordata; Amphibia; Anura; Bombinatoridae
Gene: MAML2
Product: mastermind like transcriptional coactivator 2
Biological process (GO): positive regulation of transcription of Notch receptor target
Cellular component (GO): nucleoplasm
Molecular function (GO): transcription coactivator activity
Source: RefSeq, a predicted model, not a curated record